AUGAACAACAACUAUGCAGGACCUAAGGCCCAUCGGAGGUUGUCCGAUCCGCCCAAACUUCCACUUGAAUUAUCCAAGUUUUUAUGUAAAUGGAACCAAGUGUCAGGUAAGAUUUGAAUAUUAUGAUGACUAUUUGUCAUGUCUUGUUGUUAUCCGUUUAUUAUGUAUCUUAUUUUAGUGAUCGAAGUCAUAGAAACUCCCCCGAAAAAAACACAUGACAAAGUUUGGAUAAUGAAUCUCCUGAAUAAACUAAAGAUUCGUUUAUGCUCCAUCUCACAGUGUGGAAGGGAAAAGAGGAGAAACCAUGAUGAAGACAGAUUUUUUGAAGGUACUCCGUUGUCUUUUAAUGUAAAAAUUUUGUUUAGAUGACGAUCGCGUACGAAGACGAUGUUUUUCGACCAAUGCAAUCAGAGCUGACAUGGAGGUCAGUAUCCCCGAAUGUUGUAAAAAUAGACCUAAGAGAGUUUGCUUCGGGAUCAAACAAAAAAAUUGCAUAGUGAGUUUUGAUAAGAUUCACAUUUCUUAAUUCGAUUAAAAAAAUUUUACUAUUUGUAUUUUAGGAAGACGAUGAUGAAUGUCGGACACCCCCUUGUUCUCCGCGCCCCAUCCUCAUGAGGCGUCGCAACAGCAUUACAUUGGGUCAGCUUUCCCAAUUGCCCUACGCCCAUAUGGAUUAUGAUACCUUUAAGGCCUGGAGAAGAGGCAGUCGAUUAUCAGAAGAUGUCUCCCAUAUGGACCCGGUCAAGCCGUAUAAGCCUUUGGAUUAUUUAAGGCGAUCAGAGCGGAAAUUGAAGGAGAAGACGACUCCUAUUCAGAAGGUCGUGAAGACCUUCGUAAAGGGAUGUCAUGGCCCUGAAAGACCUCAAUAUAACACCACCGGGUUUGCCAUCUGA
This is a messenger RNA of Bursaphelenchus xylophilus (pine wood nematode), 893 nucleotides long. The record is from the annotation of a GenBank genome assembly. Lineage: Eukaryota; Metazoa; Nematoda; Chromadorea; Rhabditida; Aphelenchoididae.